AGAGCUAGCUUGCGCUAUAUAUAAACUCAGAGCUAUAGAACACCAGGAACUCUCAGUCUGAGUCGGUCAGUUAGUUUCUGUUAGUUGGAGGUUUCUCUGUUUGAACCCCAAUAUGACGGGGCCCCUCCUCCUGCUGCUCACUGUGGGGGUGUCUGGGGUGUAUUGUGGUGAGUAUAAUCCUAAAGCAGCAGAUAUAGUGUAUUCCAUGUGUCUGUCUCAGGGCACUCUCUCUCUCUCACAUGUGUCUGUCUGUCUCAGGUCACUCUCUCUCUCUGACAUGUGUCUGUCUGUCUCAGGUCACUCUCUCUCUGACAUGUGUCUGUCUGUCUCAGGUCACUCUCUCUCGGACAUGUGUCUGUCUGUCUCAGGUCAUUCUCUCUCUCUGACAUGUGUCUGUCUGUCUCAGGUCACUCUCUCUCUCUGACAUGUGUCUGUCUGUCUCAGGUCACUCUCUCUCUCUGACAUGUGUCUGUCUGUCUCAGGUCUCUCUCUCUGACAUGUGUCUGUCUGUCUCAGGUCUCUCUCUCUGACAUGUGUCUGCCUGUCUCAGGUCUCUCUCUCUCUGACAUGUGUCUGUCUGUCUCAGGUCACUCUCUCUCUGACAUGUGUCUGUCUGUCUCAGGUCUCUCUCUCUGACAUGUGUCUGUCUGUCUCAGGUCUCUCUCUCUCUGACAUGUGUCUGUCUGUCUCAGGUCUCUCUCUGAUAUGUGUCUGUCUGUCUCAGGUCUCUCUCUCUCUGACAUGUGUCUGUCUCAGGUCACUCUCUCUCUCUCUGACAUGUGUCUGUCUCAGGUCACUCUCUCUCUGACAUGUGUCUGUCUGUCUCAGGUCUCUCUCUCUGACAUGUGUCUGUCUGUCUCAGGUCACUCUCUCUCUCUGACAUGUGUCUGUCUCAGGUCACUCUCUCUCUCUCUGACAUGUGUCUGUCUGUCUCAGGUCUCUCUCUCUCUGACAUGUAUCUGUCUGUCUCAGGUCACUCUCUCCAGUAUUAUUACACUGGUGUCUCAGCUCCCGGACAUGGGCUGCCUGUAUUUUCUAUCGUUGGCUAUGUGGAUGGAAGGCAGAUAGUGAAUUAUAACAGUGACUCCGGCCGGAUGGUUCCUGUGGCUCCGUGGAUGAAUAGAGAGGGACAGGAUUACUGGGACGGACAGACACUGGCCGCUAAAGGCACUGAGCCUGUAUACAAAAACAAUGUGAGGACAGCAAUGCAACGCUUCAACCAGACCGGAGGUGAGAAACACUGA
This is a messenger RNA of Pelobates cultripes (western spadefoot toad), 1244 nucleotides long. Lineage: Eukaryota; Metazoa; Chordata; Amphibia; Anura; Pelobatidae. The record is from the annotation of a GenBank genome assembly.